This is a messenger RNA of Pogonomyrmex barbatus (red harvester ant), 1945 nucleotides long. RefSeq lists its product as uncharacterized. Lineage: Eukaryota; Metazoa; Arthropoda; Insecta; Hymenoptera; Formicidae. The record is from RefSeq and is a predicted model, not a curated record. Gene Ontology annotation, molecular function: protein binding.
GAGGUCGCCGGGUAGCGAAUCGCGACCUUGACACGUUACAGUUUAGAUAUCAUGGCAGUUGCGGCGUGUCGCAGUUGUAACUUAACUCCGCGGGCUACAACGCGCCCGUAAGCGGAGGCGUCGCGAACGAAUCGUUUAUUCGCGGCUAUAGCCCAAGUUAAAUUAGUUUCGUCGUCAGAAAUUAAUCUCGGCGAUAGAAGCCUACGUAGUAGCUCCCCCCCCCCCCCAACAUUAAUACCGAUUAAAUAAUUCCGCUUUCGUCUCGCACACACUCGGCCCGCGCGCUCGUCCGAUCCGCGCGAACGAGCGCGGAAAGCUCGAAAAGUGGAUUACGUUUGCGAGACUCGAAAAACAAGAAGAAAGCUACCGACAAAAGUUUUCAAAUUAACUCGAUUAUCACAAACCAACCAAGACGAAUCCUUGUAAAUCAUCGCGGGCCAUCGGAUUAAGAGUGCCCUCGAGAUGCGGUGAUGGCUUUGUUGUAUAGGUUCGCGCAGCUGCACGAUCGCAGUGGCACGCGGGUCUUCUCCUUCGUCGUCACUAGGACCGUCGUGCGCGAUCCUGAGAGAGACGUUACCAGCAAGGAACUAGUAUGCGGUUUUCAGAGAUGGGCCGUCGCUUUUUCACGCGGGGAAAAGGUCCUGGGCGUGUACUUAGUAUGGCGUGGCGCGUCAAGAAACCUCCGCGUAUACGUGGACUUCACGUUCACGUUGCUGAACCGAGAGCACUUCUCCAUGAACGAGAGCUUCUCUGGCAAACGCGUCAAGUUCACCUACGAGGCGCCGGCCCAGGGCAACCGCAGCUACAUCGCCGUGGCGGAUCUCUACAGCCGUAAUUUCGCCGACACGAACGGCGAGUUUCAGCUGGAGCUGUCCAUGGCGAACGUGCGGACGGUCUACAUGACGGAGGUCAGGAUGCCGACGUCGGUGUUCUCGGCCGGCCAGACGAAGCCGAACAAGUUGGAGACCGACUACUUCGCCUUCGGCGGUUUCGACUGGAAUCUCGUCAUCUAUCCGCACGGCAAGGAUGCGGACGGCCGUAGCCAAGACAGCCGCGUGAGCGUCUACCUGAUGAGAUUGUCGGGCUUCGAUCAUCGGUGCAGAGUGAGGUACAGCCUGGCCCUGGGCGAGGGUGAACGGCGGAUCGAUUCCGGUCAAAUCGAGGAUAUAUCCGACGCCGAGGGCUGCGGCUUCGGAUGGCACACCAGGGUCAGGUGGUCCGACAUCGCGCACAAGGGCACGCUUCGCGUGUCGCUCGAGAUGCUCGAGGCGAGGACCAUCUGCGAGGUCGCGGUGCAGGCGCUGGGCCCGUCGGUCCUGCCGGCUGCGCCCUGUUACGAUCGCGACAAGCAGGCCUGGGCCAUUCGCGCCGACCUCAACUCCGACACGGUCAGGCUGCACUUGGUGUACAAAGACAUCCACAAUGUGCCGAGGAAUCAUUUAAGGUAUGUCAGUUGGUCAGCAUAUUUACUGAGGGGCGAGGGACCAAACGUCAAGGCGAUUGGGCUGUCCGGCGAACCGUUCAGUCGCUACUACGUUCAGGAGUCUGUCGACGAGGGUAUCAUCAUGGAGACUAAUGUGGACAUGAACGAGGUGAAGGAGAAUCACUGUCCAUAUCUCACGGACAAGGGCCAGUUGAAAAUUCGACUGGAGUGGAACGAGAGUCACUUGCUCUUUCAGGCGACCUAUCACAAAUAUGACGACGUGUGUCGCGUGCAUAAUCAGCAGAUGCGACGUGAGAUCGUGUCGCUGCAAGCGGAGAACUACAGUCUCGAACGACAGCUGUUCAGCUAUCAGAAGAGCCUGGCGUAUGCACAGGCGCAGCAGCAGCAACAGCAGCAGCAGCAACAGCAACACCCGAAUCAGCAGCACCACUCGGUGGUGGGUCAUCAGGGUCAUCUCGAGCGAUCGGCGUCCAGCGACACCGAAUACGCUUGACAAGUGGA